GCUAAUGUGUGGUGGUAUACUGAGUGUACUCUCUAUGCUUAUUUGAAAUGGACUCAGUGUUAGUUAUUAACACAAACAAUUUUUUUAGGAAACCGUAAAUCAUACUUUCAUUGAAAAGGAUACAGACUAAUUGUUAAAAUUAAAACACAAUAUAUUUUCCUAAACAAAAUGUUUAUAUGCAUGGAACAGUCUCAAAGCCUGCUUCCCCACAUAAACAAUCCUAAAACAUGUCACAUUAAUCAUUCACACAAUCAAGAAUCACAGAAAAGUAAUCACAACAAAGUUGACAAUUCAAUCUACAGUACCUUUCCUAAAGAUUUUGUCGGCUUAAUGACUGCAUGGCUGUUUCGAUCUGGUGUUCUGUGUAAAAAUUUAAAAAGACAUUAACUAAGGGGGGGGGGCAUGUCCCCCUCCAGUGCACACUGUAUAUUUAAAAGAGGCCCUGCCCCUAUGCACCUGCAUAAAACCACCACUGGAAAUAUGAUUUGAUAUAUUAUACAUAGUACAUACCCUAUUACUGGUUUUCCCUUUAUAGGCACUAGGCUUCCACGUGUGCGAAAGCUUGUUCCCAAUAAAUUGUUUGCCGUUUUUCCUAUCAAGGGUCACCACACCAUGACCUGGAACCCUGAACAAACCAUAGUUGACCUCAGGGGAAUUUAAGAUUGCUUGGACAAGCAAAACAUUUUCCUGGGCCUGCUCCAUAUUCGUCCCAGCUGAUACACGGAGACCUCCAGCACCUUGCCACUAUUGAAUAAAAUGUAAAUUCAUUAAGUCCUGUAUACAUGUUUUUUUGUUUUUUGCUACCUGAGGGUCUGUUAGAAUCCAUGUUGGAGAGACAAUAUGGCGACUGAACGACACGCCGCUAAGCGCUCUGCGCAAAAUUUAAAUAAUUCUAAUAUCAGUACGCCCAAUAAAGCAGUUAAAACUAAAAUUCCGAAACCUAAGAAUGAGAAGAACAAUGUAGAAGCAUCAAAUAAUGAAAAAGAAGUAGAGUUAAAAGAUAUUUAUGAAAUGAUGCAGUCGAUGAUGACACGUUUAAACAAGCUAGAUUCUAUUGGAAGCAGGGUUAUGACUUUUGAGGAAGAAUUGCGAGAUAUGAGAGCUUCAAUUGAGUAUGCACACGACGACAUUAAAGAGUUAAAGGAUGAGAGUGAGGCAAGAAAGAAAAGUGCGAAUUUGGCAAUCUGUUCUAAACUUCCCCAAAAUCCAGGAAAUGGCAUUUCAGAGACUCUAAAUUAAAAAAUUUCCUCGGGCCUCGUUCCCAGCCCCUAAUCAAAAAGAGCUUCCUACGGCACUGCAUGCUACUCAGCUACUGUAAUAUGUCUGUGCGUAGAAUAUGCAUAUUUUUGUUUGUAAAUUGCAUAUUCGUUUCCCGAACAGCAAACACCUUCAUGAUUAAACUACAAGUAACACAUUAAAGUACAUUGUCACUUACAAGUAUAAAUGCAAAUGACAUCUAAAUCUAACAAGUGAACAGUUGUACUUUAUCUUCUCACUUCUGUAUUCUACUGUAGAUUAUUUGAUUUGCGCACGAAAUUUUUUUAAAUUUCCAUGCGAGGUCUUUACUUCAUAUUAUAAUAUAUGAUAUAAUAUAGAGAGAGAGAUAUUCAAUGCACAUUAUUUAUUACAGCUGACAAGAUUUAUUACAAUAAUGUAUCUUAUUAAAAAACUCAGUAUAUUCAACUUCUAUAGCAUGUCCAAAUUUAUAUGCUCACCUUAUUUAAUAUCAUAUAUACAAGCAUGCAUCACUAUUUACAUAACUAUUUAGUCAUCGUUAAUACGAUAAGGUAGAGGACAAAAGUAUGUCUUGUUAUCUAAGCAGAGAGAAAUACAUUUCCGUUCAAUCUGUGAUGGAUACAGUGCAAUAAUAUCAUUGGUUUCUUGAACUUCCACAAUAAACUUGUUUGAUACAUUAAAGUCUAUAUCCCUAAAUAACAAUCUCUGACUAGCUUGCAAAGGUUUUACAAUAACUACAGUAUAACGUGAGCACUGGCAGUAUUGAGAGACACUUAGGGAACAUUCACACAAUGGUUUGACACUCAAAAGACCUAGAAUUACUCCAUACUUAAACACUGGAUGAUUGAAAGAAAUACUGUGGUUUGAGUGGCGUUUGGAUCUGACAUAGCCUUCACUAGAAUAGAGCUGAUGAUUGUGCACAAACCUAUCAUAACACAAAGAAGGAUCGUUCUUCACCUCUACAUUCAGAAGAUUCUGCAAAGCAACUAUCCUGCGAGCAUCCAACUUAACCAUUUUUUCACAACCUAAAGGAGCUAAACCAUUACAGUCCCUCUUGUGCUUAUACCUGAUGUCAUCAUUCAACGUUACAAGAAGAUCCUUCACAGCAUCUGAGCAAUCGCCAUCCACACAAUUCCUAGACAUUGAUGCAACGUGGUAUUUGAGCAAAAAGGCAUGCGAUAUCUGCUGUGGAACACACUGUGUCCCAUGGAACAGAUUUAACAGCACAUGGUUAUGAGACUCAAAAGUGAAAGUAGACGUUGCCCACAAUGGACCACAGUCCUUAACACAGUGAGCCAGAUGGGUCAAACAGUGGACAUUAAAUUUACAUUUUGACAACCCAUAUAACUCCUCCAUCUUGAUGACAAACUUUGUCAGACACAACUCAGAAAUAGCAAUCGACUCAUCGGAAAUUGAAUCGCCCAAAAGUGUGUAAAUGCCAUACACAAAAAGAAAGAAGUGAUUCAAGUAAAGGGCAGGAAGGAUUCUGUCAACCCAUAAACCCACCAUUAGUUUUACAACUCCUUGGCACACAGAAUGCAUAUAGUCUGUUGUUGUACCUCUGACGGUGUCAAAAGUAGGCAAUAGGUCAGCUAAUGUCAUACCCUUUACUCCUUUAAUUGGGUCAUUAGGUGUAGCCUCUAGUGCAUAUGCUGCUUGCUUUUUCGCAGUUUGCAUAAUAACUGGUGUUCGAUGAGGGUAAUACCGCACAGGAGGACCACCGUUACUGGGCAGAGUUUCUCCUUCAAACUCACACCAGUCACAUCCAUACUGGCCAUUGAACUGCUUAACGUUACGUACAAGAGCUCUAGCAGGAGAAUCCGCAGAUAAUAGCAGAGAAAACACUUUCCUUGGUAGGAUCUCAUUACCAAAAGUGAAUCCAUGUAAUUCCAGCUUUCUACACUCUUCAACCAAAGGGCGCAAGAAGAUAUUCAUUAUAGGUUUCUGACCAAACCACAGACCAAGCAAUAAGAUAUUCUUGCUACGCAGAAAAGGAGGAAGUUCAUUUACAAAAGCCUGCAAAGGCCAGAUUGAAUAAUUUGAAGACUUGAAGACUGGAAUACCAUCGGUGUUCCAUGUCAAUGACAAGUCAUUUGGACCAAGUCCAUGCUUAAUGAUAAGUUCUUUGUAUAGUGCUGAAGUUGUUAUAUCAGUUACAGUAUUUGCUUUAAGGGACAACUCUAAGUUUCUAUUGGUUAAAUGAGGUAAUAUCUUACUGUCUGAUAACAAAGUUUCAAUUUGUUGCUGAAUUGGUAUAUAGAUAAAGUAAUUCCCAUUCUUUAUACUUUCAUCUUUGUUAAAUGGACUGUCACAUGAACUGCAGUAUGUACUGUUGGUAUCCUUGCCCAAGUACGACAAACAUGUGGAGCAGUAAAAGUGGUUCUAAAAUUCAAAGAAAAAAUUAGUUUAAAAACAAUAAUUAGUACCAAUAAAUAACACACCUAAACAGGCCCAUCCACAAAUGGAAUUGCAACCAACCAUACCUCUGACUGUUGGAGUUUAACCACUUUGUAGAACUUGUGCUUUGUGGCUGGAAUAGCAUCAGGGGAAAAUGUAUUAAGCAGCAAAAGAAGAUCUCUAAGAGCCACAUCUGUUAGUUUAUGCCUCAGCACAAAACUAAGGAUUAAUAGUAGACUUUCAGUUUUGGUAACAUUUGCACCUGGGUAUAAUGACUCUUUUUCAUCCAGAGGGUUCUAAAAUGUAAAAUGUAAAAAAGUUUAAACUUAAUUAGGAAUAGGACUUUUGCAACAGGUUUAUAAUCAUUCUUAGAACCAAUAGUUGUGUUAAAAUAACCUCACAAAUAAUAUGAGCAUGUAGCGGAACUGAUAUUUUAAGCUCAGUUAUAAAUGCUUGGUUAAUAGACCUUUCUCCUUAUAACCAAAAUUUUGAUCUAGGCAAGUCUAGACAAAUAUUUCAUCACAGCUUGAAAGAGCAUCACAAAAUUGGUAAUAUUCCAAAGUUUCGUUGCGAAAUGUUGUAAAAUGAGGAAAAUAGAGCCUUGCAAAGUUUGCAAUUUUCAGUCAUUUUGCAUUACAAACGGGAAAUUGCAGCCCCAACACCCGAAUCGGAUGUCAAUUUACCGUUUGCAAUACAGAAUGACUGAAAAAUGCUCCUGCAAUUACUUACAUUGUUAUUAUAUGGAUCAUUCAAUUAUAAGUCAGUAAAAUGCUCACAAUCAUAUAUUAAUCACUUUUUUAUAAGUCAGUAAAAUGCUCACAAUCAUAUAUUAAUCACUUUUUUUCUCAGGUAGCUGAUAUUUAAGCUGAUCUGCAUCCAACACAAGCCCUAAACCUCAAACACCAAUGUUUGUUGUGCAUACCACUUAGGACAAUGCAGGCCCAGCCUUACUGUUAAAUAAAGAGUAGGGCGCAAUGCAACUCAAUGAGUUAAUGAGCUGAGUCACAUGAAUAUCGUAAUGAAGAAUCUUGUAACACUGACGAAAUAAAAUCACUGCUCACAUUUAUGAAUAAGUAUUGUAAAUAAUGUGCCUGUAAAUAGUCAACUUUCUCAUUAGACAUUAAUAUGUUACUAUUUUAAUACUCUAUAUCUCUUAAGACUUUUGUAAAUAGCUCUAUCACUUUCCUGUACAUGUAAAAAUCUUAUUCAAUUUGUUUGGCACACGCCUCUCGUGGAAAUCAGCUUUGGUUGAUGGGGUCAGGGUGUAUAAAUAAAAGUUCUACCUACACACUUAGGAUAAAUAUUAAUGCCCAGCAUAAAACACGUAAAAGAGCCAUAACAAAAAUAUAAUUUAAAAUAUUUAUUUGAAAGCUAACGUUUCGUCUUUAACUUAAGACAUCUUCAGAGCAAUGACAUACAAAGCGGAAAUACAGAAUUAAUGAGAUCACUCGAGAUCAAUCCCACAAACUCAGACCUCUACUACCAUCUGAAAAUAACUGUUCAUACCAACUGAGACGUAAAAGGCAACUUAACGUUCCAAGGGCCAAAACUGAUCGGUUUAUGAAUUCUUUUAUUGUUAGUAAUUGUAAAUAUUGUUAAUCAUUAGGUUUCUUAAAUUUUUAUAAUUGUAAAGUUUUAACACAAUUCAGCCAUUAUCAGCUGUAAAGUCUUUUAAAACUGAAUAAAUCAUCUAUCUAUCUAUCUAUCUAAAUUACAACUAUUUACAAGAUAUUAUAUUACAAAAGUAGAAAGAGGAAUGGAUCAGAGUAGAAGUAGAGGGACCGAGCUGCCCUGUAAGUUGAGAGAGGGUUUGAGUUUGUUAAUGAGAAGACUUUCUCGAAUGAGGAGUUUGUCUGGAGAAGAGCAACAAGAAAUAAUCUUAAAAUCAUUAAGAGAGGCGGAGUGACCAGUGCUAUCAAGAUGGGAAAGGAUACUAGACAUGGUCGGAUUGUUUACUGCCUGUUAGAGGAGAAACACCCAAAUGUUCAGAAACUCGUGUGUGCAAGUGACGGACCGUUUGGCCCAAAUACGUUGCAGAACAGCAACGACACGUGAAGGAAUACACAACACAAGAUCUUAAAGCGUUAGGAAUACACAACACAAGACCUUAGAAACGAUGCUAACAUUGUGAUUGUCAAACCAGAUAAGGGAAAUGGGGUAGUUAUUCUUGACAAGGACGACUACAACAAGAAAAUGGAAGCCAUACUGGAAGAUGAAACCAAAUUUCAACGCCUAGACGAAGACCCGGUAAAACUGACGUUACAACGCGAAAAUAAAGUCAAGAGGUUCCUGUCGACGUUAAAGAAAUCAGGAUCAAUCACGCAAGCAACCUACGAAAAACUAUAGGAAUUUUAUACGGACUACCUAAAAUCCACAAGAACAAUAUCCCACUUAGACCUAUUCUUUCUUGUAUAAACCAUUAUUCCUAUAAAAUCGCUAAAUUUUUUAUUCCUCUCCUCAAUCCCAUUUCGUCAGGUGCUUAUAUGGUUAAGGAUUCUUUCUCUUUUGUCCAGGAAUUACUCAGCCUCAAUCUCGAUUCCAACAACGUUGUUAUGGCAAGCUUUGAUGUGAUUUCCUUAUUUACCAACAUUCCUCUAGAUGAAACCAUUGACAUAAUUUCAAACCGCUUAUUCUCUAAUGCUGUUCGCUUUCAUGGUUUGACUCAAUUGGAAUUUAAGAAACUUCUUGGUCUUGCUGUGAAAAACUGCUCCUUUUUGUUUAAUGGGGUUCUGUUUCAACAGAUUGACGGCAUUGCUAUGGGGUCACCCUUAGGUCCGUUAUUCGCCAAUAUAUUCCUGUCUUUUCAUGAGUCUAACUGGUUAAAUAACUGUCCUGUCAACUUUAAGCCAUUAUUGUACCGCCGCUAUGUUGAUGACUGUUUCUUGAUUUCCCAGUCUGCUGAUCAUAUACCUCAAUUUCUCUCUUGUUUAAAUUGCCAGCAUCCUAAUAUUAAAUUCACUAGUGAAGUUGAAUCUAGUUCCACACUUCCCUUUCUUGAUAUCAGCAUUUCUCGGAAGAAUGGUGUUUUCGAAACUUCUGUCUAUCGAAAGCCCACCUUCACAGGUCUGUUUACCAACUUCCGUAGCUUUAUUCCUUUUCAAUAUAAACGUAGCUUAGUUUCUUCUCUUAUUCACUGUUUCUUUAGCCUUUGCUCCAAUUAUAAGAACUUUCAUGCUCAGUUAGAACUAUACCGCCAGAUUCUUAAUAAGAAUUGUUAUCCAACUCGUCUUUUUGAUCGCUGCGUACGAACAUUUUUAGAAAAUGUGUCUCAACCCAAACCAGCUGUUCAUUCUGCUCCUAAGAAAGUUCUAUAUUUCUCUCUUCCAUAUACUGGCGCUCACUCUCUUCAAAUUCGCACACAAAUCUCCCGUCUUUGUUCCUCGGCCUUUCCCCAUCUUAAUAUUAGAUUCGUUUUUCGUCCAACUUUAUGUUUGUCUCAACUCUUCACCUUUAAGGACAAAAUUCCUAACGCUUUAAGAUCUUGUGUUGUGUAUUCCUUCACGUGUCGUUGCUGUUCCGCAACGUAUUUGGGCCAAACAGUCCUUCACUUGCACACACGAGUUUCUGAACAUUUGGGUGUUUCUCCUCUAACAGGCAGUAAAAGCAGCAAUCCGACCAUGUCUAGUAUCCUUUCCCAUCUUGAUAGCACUGGUCACUCCACCUCUCUUAAUGAUUUUAAGAUUAUUUCUUGUUGCUCUUCUCCAGACGAACUCCUCAUUCGAGAAAGUCUUCUCAUUAACAAACUCAAACCCUCUCUCAACUUACAGGGCAGCUCGGUCCCUCUACUUCUACUCUGAUCCAUUCCUCUUUCUACUUUUGUAAUAUAAUAUCUUGUAAAUAGUUGUAAUUUAUUCAUAAUUCUGUGUUUUCCGCUUUGUAUGUCAUUGCUCUGAAGAUGUCUUAAGUUAAAGACGAAACGUUAGCUUUCAAAUAAAUAUUUUAAAUUAUAUUUUUGUUAUGGCUCUUUUACGUGUUUUAUGCUGGGCAUUAAUAUUUAUCCUAAGAUUACGAUUUCCGCCUGGUUCAUCUAUCGCAAGUACCUAGACACUGUUCAGAAUAAAGAAUAUUUCUGCUUACAAAUGCAUACCGAAAACCUCAGAAUAUACGGACUUAUGUUUAGUCUUAAGCAUCUGUAUAUGUAGCAAAUCUAUAAACUCUUGAGUGGAAGAAGCCUAAACAGUUCUGUCUAAACAUAACACCUAUUUAUUGAACUACACAUUUAGUUCAUAAAAUUUAAGGUUAAUUACUUAGAAGAUGAAUGAAACAAAGUUUUAUGGACAUGUUUUUUUUAAUGUUUAGGUUAGGUCUGUGAUGGAAGUGAUAAUGAAUAUGAAGAUGAUGUAAGUGCUCUAUCAAAACUAAGAUGGAAAAAUUGAUGUCAUGUGUGUAAUUGUUCAUAAUGUUUACUAAAUGUUUUUAUACUUCAUUUAAUAAAGAUAUUAUCGUGCAGCUCUGAUGAGGAAAAUAUUAAAACCUUGAAGCAGGAAAACCAAGACCUUCAGAGGAAACUUGAUGUCAAAGAGAAAUAAAACAUUUACAUGGUGUUAUAAGGAACCUCAAAGGUAUUUACACAUGCAAGAAUCUCACAGCUUGUAGCAACACUAUAUCAACAGGCCAUCAACAAGUUGUGUUCGCACUGCUUGCCCCAAGUUGUCAAGAAGUAUGGAACAAGCUAUCAACAAUUUGUAACAUUUGUAACCUCAUUGAUAUUAUCAGACUUGUUGCAGGGUUGUUCCAACAAAUCUGAUACAGUCAUGAUAUAACAAUAUUGUUACAACAUUGUGUCAUCAACCUUGAAACCAGGCAUGGAUUUUCUGCGGGGGGGGGGCACCGACCCCCCCCCCCCAGAAAUGAUUUGCACCCCCAGAGGCAUUUGGUACUGCCCCCAAAAGUUUUUGCACCCCCGCAAAUUAUAUAUAUUUUGAUAGUUUCAUAUUUGAUUAAUUCUUACUACUAAAUUUGUAAAAUUACCAAUAUUAUGGUCUCAGAUCUUGUCAUGCAGGCCUAGGAAACAAAUUUUGUUAAUUAAAACUUUUUCCUUGACCUUUCCGGGCGUUGCCACCACCCCCGGCCAAAGCAAGCAGCAACACCCCCCAGAUAUUAUCCACCCCCUGAACAAAAAUAUGAAAAUUCGUCUCUGCUUGUAACAUUCUUGAUAUGUCAAGACUUGCUAAAACAACCUUGCAACAAGUGUUUUACUCUGUCUAAUCUCAGCAAUUUUACUUGUCAAGCUGGGAAGGGUCUUCAACUAAUAAGUUGAACUAAAUGGAGGUACUUCAUCUGGGAGUUAGCCAGACUGUGGAUGUUUAGUGGUGCAUUCCUAUUCAAGAUCAUAUAUAUCAAAGAAAGUGUCAUUUAUUUAGUCUUGCCUUUGUUGAGAUACAGUGUACAAUACAUACAUAUAAUAAUUUCUUUCAGCAAUGCCGUGUUUAACAAGCAUUGUGCAGGAGCUACAGAAGCAAGUGGAGCUUCUACAAAAGUCUUCGGUACCAGUAGAACUUCUACAAAAGUCUUCGGUAAUGCUAGAACCCCAUACACCACCAUGGCCAGCUUCUAGCUCAUCUUCACAGAGAUCAUCAUCAGAUACUGAUGCCGAGUUAGAAAUGGUGAGUAUUUUUUUGUAAAAAAGAUUGGUGCAUGACAGAUUAUUUUGGAAUUUAAGGACCGGUCAUUAUUUAUGGAAGGGGGGGGGAGGGGAAUUUUUUCUUUCCUAAAUUUUUAAAAUUGAAAGCCCCCCCCUAAAAGAACAGAAAUUUAACAGUAACCCCCCCUGCAUAUUAGAAUAUUUUUCUUUGACCCCCCCCAAUUUUCAUUUUUACUCGUCAAAUGAAGAUUCCCAGGAGAUUCAUCACAUAUAAAUAAUCAAGGAAUAA
Molecule: messenger RNA, 9506 nt
Organism: Paramuricea clavata
Lineage: Eukaryota; Metazoa; Cnidaria; Anthozoa; Malacalcyonacea; Plexauridae
Source: the annotation of a GenBank genome assembly